Molecule: messenger RNA, 3303 nt
Organism: Chrysemys picta bellii (western painted turtle)
Lineage: Eukaryota; Metazoa; Chordata; Testudines; Emydidae
Product: perforin-1-like
Biological process (GO): immunological synapse formation; defense response to virus; T cell mediated cytotoxicity
Cellular component (GO): membrane
Molecular function (GO): wide pore channel activity
Source: RefSeq, a predicted model, not a curated record
CAGUGCUGGGGGAAGUGUGAUGACGGCUGAGACACUCAGAACGCAGGAGACUUCGUGCAGUGUCUUGGUCAACUUCAAAGCACAUCUCUCCCAGCAGAGGCACAGCCGAACCCCAGCUGCCGACAGGCCCCGGAGCCGAAAUAUACCUCAGCUCGAUUCCUGAGGCAGGAGAGUUCAGAGGCCGACGGCCCCUCCUGGGUGGGGGAACACAUCACAUCAGCCAUGCCCAGAUUCGGUGCCUUCAUUCCCCUCCUCCUCUUCAUCUUCCCUGGGACCUCCUCCCAUUGUCACACAGGUACAGCCAAUGAAUGCAAGAAGCAUGCGGCCUUCGUGCCCGGGCACAGCUUGGUAGGAAGGGGCAUCGAUGUGACCACGAUGGGCAGGAAGGGGGCCGAUCUCGUCGACAGCAGCGACUGGCAGCGUCCAGACGGCACCUGCACCCUGUGCCAGAACCAACUGCAGGGAGGGCAGUCGCAGAAGCUGCCGCUGGCUGCGGUGGACUGGAGGGUCGACAUCUCGUGCCGUCGGAAUCUGAGCAGCUCGGUGCAGCAGUCGGCGAUGGGCGUGUUGGAGUUGGCGGCGUCCGCGGUGCAGAACGACUGGAAGGUGGGGCUGGACGUGCCUGUGAAGCCCAAGGUUAAUGUCCAGGUGGCGCUGGCCGGAUCACAUUCCAAACUGGCCAAUUUCCUGCUAGACCACACGCGGAUGGACAAAUACAGCUUCAUAAGCCACGAGGUCUCCUGUGGCUAUUACAGGUUCCAGGUCAGCGAAAAGCCCCCGCUCACCAGCCAUUUCACUCUGGCGCUGGAGAACCUCCCGGGCCAGUACGACAGCAAAUCGAAGGUGGAGUACCAGCAGCUAAUCAGCAACUACGGCACCCACUACAUGUCCCAGCUGCAGCUGGGGGGCCGGGCGCGGGACGUGACGGCCGUGCGGGUCUGCGAAGCAGCAUUGAGCAGCUUGACUGACGACGAGAUCAAGGACUGCUUGAGCGUGGAGGCGGCCGUGAGUAUCGGAACAGGCUUGGUCAAGGGUGGGAACAGCAAGUGCGAGGAGGAGAAGAAGAAGGGGAAGGUCCAGGGGAGCUUCCAUGAGACGUAUCAGGAGCGCCACGUGGAGGUGGAGGGAGGAGAGAGCACGACUGACGUGCUCUUCUCAGGCAGUGAUGCCAAGGUCUUCUCGGCCUGGAUUGAGAGUCUCAAAGGGAACCCUGGCCCGGUGUCCUAUUCGCUGCAACCCAUCCACAACUUGCUGGAGCAGGACGACCCGAAGCGAGAGGCGCUGAGGCAGGCAGUCAGUGAGUACAUCCGUGAGAGGGCCCUGUGGAGGAAUUGCACCCGAAGCUGCCCUCGGGGGACUCAACGCAGCGCCCACGACCCCUGUUCCUGUGUCUGCCCCGGGGAUGCCAUGACCAACGCCAUGUGCUGCUCACGGGAGCGCGGCCUGGGGAAGCUGAUGGUCACAGUGCAGAAGGCCAGUGACCUGUGGGGGGAUUACUUUACCGCUACGGAUGCCUUUGUCAAGGUCUUCUUUGAGAGAAGGGAGAUCCGGACCGGCACCAUCUUGAACAACAACAAUCCCGUCUGGAACCUCACCUUGGACUUCAAUACCGUCCACCUCACCAGCACCAGCAAGAUCCGCAUAGAGGUCUGGGAUGAGGACAACUGGUACCAUGACUUGCUCGGAGGCUGCGACAUCCCGCUGGAGGCUGGGGGGCCCCACCAGAAGGAUUGCUACAUGAAACAUGGCCGCAUCUGGUUCCAGUACAGCCUGCGCUGUGGGCCCCACCUUGGGGGUCGGAGCUGCCUCGACUAUGUCUCCCAGCCACCCCAGCUGGGAACAGCCAAGGGGAAGGAGGUGGAGGCCUUCUGGUGAGCCCCUGAUUGGAGGGGGACAUGGAUGUGCACUGGUCACUAGCGCUCCCUGUCCCCCAGAGCAUUUUGUAGUUCCCGCUCUGCUGACGCUUCAGAGCUUCAUGCUGUCACUCCUGCUCGGGAAUCAGUGUCUCCGAUGCCCCUAAGAAAUGUCUGCUCCUGUGGCCCGAUAUCCUCACAGGUCCCUCUGGGAAAACAUCCCACCAUGAACCGCCCAUUCCGGAACCAUCAGACCAGUGUGUCCAAUGAUUCCAGCCAUCCAAUGUAUCCAUCUAACCAACAAACGACAACAUGUACCUACUGUAUCCAACUUAUCUGCCCCCCGCAUCCAGCCAACUGCCAACCAACCAACCAACCAACCAAUUGUUGCAUUUAGUUUAUUCAAUGUAUUCAACCAGUAAACCGCCAACUGGAUUUAGUGUAUCCAAUGUAUCCAACCAACCUAUGAAAGAACAUGUGCAGUGCAUCUACCGUAUCCUUCCCUCCAACCAACCAAUGCAUAUAUCUAGUGCAUCCAACGUAUGCAACAAACCAACCAAUGAAUGUAUCCAGUGUAUGCAAACGACCAAUGAAUUUAUCUGGAGCAUCCAAUAUAAAAAGCCAGCCAGCCUGCCAGCCAAUGAAUGUGAUUAGGAUGCCCAGUGUAACCAGCCAACCAACAAAUGUAUUUAGCGUAUCCAGCCAACCUGCCAACCAGUGUCUCCAGUGCAUCCAAUGCAUCCAUCCAGCCAACCAACCAGUGUAUGUACCUAGUGCAUCUGGUGUAUCCACCCAACUAACGUCUUAGGUUCAUCCAACCAACAUGUGUAGCCAGUGCAACCAAUCAACCAAUGAAUAUAAAGUACAUCCAGUCAACCCAUAUGUGCUGGCAGUGCAACUCAUCCACCACCCCACGUGUCCAUCCACCCACUGUAAUUACCUGUCUCGUCCAUCCAGUUGAAAAGAGAUCAUCGGGAGGAAAGCUCCGCCCCUGUCCUAUUGUGGCAUCAGGGAUUAACCCUCUGCAGAAACCUGAAGAUACUCCAGCGAUGGACACGGUUCUAAACAUGCAGGGGAUGGGCUGGGCUCCUGGAGGGAGGAUUCAUUAGGAGGCUGUUUCCUAGCUGUCAUUUCUGGUGCUUUCCACAAUUAUCCAGCAGCUCUGGGGUACAUUAUCUCAUCCUGAACGUGCAGGCCCCACCCACCAUCCAGCUGGAUGUUCCAUCCUCAGAUGAUCAACAGAGAUGAUGCUAUAUCACUUGCCAUUGGUAGGAUUCAGAGUUAACACCCCCGAGGACGUGCCAGAGGGCUAUCGGUUCAGGCUGGAAGCAGGCUCCUUGCAGCUUUGCAUCUCCACCAGAAAAUUAUUUGCUUCUGGGAGGAUUCCAGCUCUCCGGAUCUUUGCAAAUGUAUCUCCUUGCUUCAGUAAAUAUUUGUGAAAGCAAAUUUA